AUGUCCUUCGGUCGCCCUCCAUCUCUCUCUGGCGGCUUCUCCGUCUCCGCCCCGGACCGCGGCUCGUUUCCACUGGACCACUAUGGUGCGCGAUGCAAGCAGUACAUGCAGAGCUAUCUCGACUGUCUGCGCAAGAACGGGAGCAACUCGACGCCGUGCCGGCACUUGAACAAGGACUAUCUGGAAUGUCGGAUGGCGCGCGGCCUGAUGGAGCGCGAUGAUUGGAAGAACUUGGGGCUGAACGGCGUCGACGAGCGCAGUUCUGGACACAAGGAUGAUCCCAAGGACGGACCUAAAAGCAAGAGCUAA
Epithele typhae is the source of this 309-nucleotide messenger RNA. RefSeq lists its product as uncharacterized. Bases 1 to 309 code for a protein of 102 amino acids. The record is from RefSeq and is a predicted model, not a curated record. NCBI's taxonomy places the organism in Eukaryota, Fungi, Basidiomycota, Agaricomycetes, Polyporales, Epitheliaceae. Gene Ontology annotation, cellular component: mitochondrial intermembrane space. The transcript is spliced from 4 exons. Gene Ontology annotation, biological process: mitochondrial respiratory chain complex IV assembly.